Dermacentor andersoni is the source of this 1646-nucleotide messenger RNA. RefSeq names its product P2X purinoceptor 4-like. Gene Ontology annotation, cellular component: plasma membrane. The record is from RefSeq and is a predicted model, not a curated record. Gene Ontology annotation, molecular function: extracellularly ATP-gated monoatomic cation channel activity; purinergic nucleotide receptor activity. Lineage: Eukaryota; Metazoa; Arthropoda; Arachnida; Ixodida; Ixodidae. Gene Ontology annotation, biological process: response to ATP; calcium ion transmembrane transport.
GGUCGGUUCGGCGAUAGACAGCGAGGUCACAAGGCGCGACGUUUCCUAUCAGUGUCGUACGCGCUAGCGACUGCUUACUCCGUUGCGCGCAUACACUCGCCAGACAUGGGCUUCGCUGCGGCGUUGGCCGCCGUCGAAUCGGCUACCGUCCAUGUGUUCUCGGCGUUUUUCUUCGAGUACCGGACGCUUAAGGUGGUCCAGAUCGGCAACAGGAAGAUUGGCCUGCUGAACCGGACCAUACAGCUCGUCAUCAUAGGCUUCAUCAUAGGAUACGCCCUGAUCUACGAGAAGGGCUACCAGCGCUACAGUUCUUGCACGAGCGCUGUGACGGUGAAGGUGAAGGGCGCGCUGUCCACGGAGUCCCUCUCCGAGGACGCCUUCAAGCCGGCCCUCGGGGAUACGCGCCACUACCGCAGGAUGUGGGACAACGAGGACAUCGUCGUACCGCCGCACGACUCGAACCAGUUCUUCAUUACGACGAACGUUAUACUGACACCUAACCAGACUAUAAGCGCCUGUCCUGAGGAACUGAGCAUCAAGCAGGCGAGAUGCAAAUCGGAGAACGACACCACAAGUUGCAAGAGAGGCGCCUCCCUGAGACGUGGACACGGCAUCAUGACGGGGCGCUGCGUAAGGGCGGCACACCCCGACGAAGACCAGUACGUCUGCGAGAUACGCGGCUGGUGCCCCGUGGAAAGGCACGUCCUCCCCUUGAAGAAUGGGGCAGGACUCUUGGCCGGCGUACGCAAUUUUACGAUUUUCAUCAAAAACUACGUCCAGUUUCCUUUAUUCAAAGUACGGAGGCGCAACAUCCCCGACCGGGUGAACGCGUCGUACCUGAGGUCCUGCCUUCACGAGACCAGCAAGUCGUCUCUCUGUCCGAUUUUCCGCAUCGGCGACAUGGUCGAACAGGCUGGCGCGGACUUUGACACGAUGGCGCGAAAGGGCGGGGUGAUACAGAUCAUGAUCACCUGGGACUGCGACCUCGACUACGAUCCCAAGCACUGCCUUCCCGACUACUCCUUCCUGAGAUUGGACGACCCGGACGCCAGGGUUGCACAAGGCUUCAACUUCAGGUACGCCAAGUACUACAGCGAGACUAGCCGGAGCUUGGUCAAGGCAUACGGCAUCAACUUCGUCGUGCUGGUGCGAGGCGAAGCGGGUAGAACGAGCAUCAUCCCCAUAGCUGUCACGCUCGGCUCGGGGCUCGGCCUGCUCGCGGUGGCUACCGUGCUGUGCGACUUCGUGGCUGUCCACUUCGACAAAAGGAAAAAACUCUACAAAGCCAAGAAGUUCAAGUUUGUCUCGAAGAGGGACAGUUGCAACGUAAGCGACCUUCCAGUGUCUCACUUGAAGGUGCCCUGUCCCGACUUGGGUGGUUCGAGACUCAAGCGCCGGAGCCAGGUGCCCUUCCUGCGGGCCCAGAGAUCUGCCAGCAGUACGGACAGCCGGCCCUCGCAAGAAGACAGCAGUUGACUGAUCCGCGGAAUGAUACCCAGCAUUUCCCGAUAACUAAAAUCAAUACUGGCACCUUGGAACGCUGUCGACCGACAGCCUUUCGCGGGGGUGUCGGUCGCGUGUCACCUCGCCGUGAUUGAUGAGGGGUUGCGAGGCGAUAAUAAAAAGCUUACAGGAUAGCCUCUCUA